Molecule: messenger RNA, 795 nt
Organism: Trichomonas vaginalis G3
Lineage: Eukaryota; Parabasalia; Trichomonadida; Trichomonadidae
Product: KilA, N-terminal/APSES-type HTH, DNA-binding family
Exons: 1
Coding region: 1-795 (264 amino acids)
Source: RefSeq, a predicted model, not a curated record
AUGUCAACAACCGAGAACACAACAACAGUUAUAGUCCAUGAAGCUAUAAAUGAAGAAUAUGAAUGGAUACAAUAUAACAAACAAUUGCGUCUAAUUCGUUCGGUCAAAGACGAUAUGUACCAAAUGCAAAGUAUUUUGACUGCAUGUUUUGCUCCAGACACUAAACACGCAGACGAUUGGUUCAAAAACCAAAGCACACAAGAACUUUUGAGUGAAAUUUCUCUAGACCGAGAAUUCUCGGUCUUGCAUAAAACACAUGAAAAUCGUAAAAAUUUGCCAAUAAAUUUAAGAGGAUAUUAUGUACAUAGACUUUUAGUAAAUGCAGUUGCAAUGUGGGCUUCUCCUCGUUAUGCAUGGCAUGUUUACAAACUUCUUGACGAUUUACAUACAGAAAUUAGAAAAGAGCUAGAGAACAAGCCUGAAGCAAAAGACAAAAGCAUUCAGAAAAGAAUACCACGUUCGGUACCAAAAGGAAAGGAAAAGAACUAUAAGUAUAUGAUUUAUACUGAAGAUAUGGAAGACAGUGACAUGGUUAUGUUGCAUUUAGUCAGAAGAAACAACAAAAGCUUUUACGACCUUGCUAAGAUUUACAAAUCUGACAGAAAUUGGUUCUAUCGCGAAAACUUACCGAUUUCAAUGACUCCAAAUGAAGAUGUGAAACAAAUAGUUCAAGAUACUUUACCUCAAACACACUAUGAUAUUAAAGGUUGUACAAUUUUUACCUUCAAAGAAGAUUUGCCAUUGUUAAAGGAAAAAAUAACAGAGUAUUUUGACAACUUCAAACAAGUAGGGUAA